Molecule: messenger RNA, 1566 nt
Organism: Epithele typhae
Lineage: Eukaryota; Fungi; Basidiomycota; Agaricomycetes; Polyporales; Epitheliaceae
Exons: 2
Coding region: 1-1566 (521 amino acids)
Source: RefSeq, a predicted model, not a curated record
AUGGCCUCCAAAGGUUAUGGGACGACGAUUACCAACGACACUCUCCGCCUCGUCGCGCGCUAUGCCCCUCCGCGAUUCACUCGCAACUUCCUGCUGCAACUGAAAAAGACCGUUGAUGACCACCAGCAUGGUCCUCACACAGCAGUUCGAAAAAUUCGAGACUGGUACGGCUGUAGCAUCAAGGAGCUGCUCUAUAACGACUUUUCCGACGUCGCACUGGAGGUCGUCCAAGACGCCAUAGAGCACGCCGUUUACCCACGCCGCGAGGUCUGGCGCUUCUUGCUCAACGAUUUCAGAAGUGGUGGAGAUGUCGCAGCCGCUUCGAUGGUGCAGAAAUUGCGAAAUCAAGCGCGUUCCAGAGUGGUUGCUCGUACAGGGGUCCCGCCAUCCCCAAGGGAGUUCACAGAGGUUGCCUCCGAGGACAUAUCGGAUGCGCGGUCUUUACGGAUCAAUGUCACCGAGGACGACGACCUGGACGCCUGGAGAGCUACUAUCAGCAAGUUGAAGUCCGCCUUCCGCUCAGGCACUCCGGUACACGCUGGAUGUCUCGCCUAUCUGAUCCAACUGCUCCUGUUCCACGGCCGCGCUUCACUUGUAUGUCGCCUUCGUGCGCUUGCAUUCUCCUCCGGCGGUCCCAGCACCGUCAAUUGGGCUACCGCCGAGAUGAUCUACAGAUCUCAAGAACAGAACGACUACAUAUCUUCGCUGGCUCUCUUCAAACAUCAUUUCUACAUGGUCGGCACCCCUCCAGAAAUGUACACUCCUGCGACAGAUACAACAAAUGCGACACAGAUGCUACCUUCGCUCUCCCAAGAGCGCGGUGUUUCCUCACUGCCUCUUCCCUCUCCCCUCCGCCACAGGUACUCAGCGCCCCGGCAUGUACUAUAUCUUCUCUGGUAUACCGCUGUUCAAAACGCGCAACAAUCCUCUCUCGGGCCCUUGUACCGCUCGUUCAUCGAAUCAUUCGCUGCCUCUCGUGGGAUCCCUACGUCUAUCUACCCCCAGCUCCAUUUUUCCAGCCCACAUUCGAGUACCGCGAGCCCUAGUUACGCACAACCCAUCCCUGCGGCAUCUUCAUUCGACCACCGGUUCUUCGGCCUUUUUAUGAAGGCCUUCGCUGGAUUCGGAGAGCAUCACUCUUCCAGGGGCGUUUUCCUCGACAUGUUGCGCUCAGGACUCUCGCCCACCGCUGAGAUAGAGCAUGUCUUCGCGAUCAGGAUGGCACUAGCUCCCGGCAACGGAUUUGAGCCCGCCAUGGACUACCUCAAGCUCACCCGCGAUCUCGUGGACAAAUUCCUCACGAUGUUGGACGAGCGUUCGCCGGCGCACGGAAAUGCCGACAAUCUCCGCGAUGUCGCCAACGGCUUCUUCCUCGGUGUCUUGAUCAGGCGUCUUUUGACAGACAAACGCACCGGCGACGCUUGGCACGUUCUUGUUCGCUAUGGGGACGUGAACCAACAUUUUGGACGGAGGAUCGCGCAGCAAAUCGCGCAACAGGCUCAGCACAUGGCCGCUUGGGUGGGCGCUCAUAAAGGGAGCCGCGACACAGUUUCUUCGGGGGAUUGA